GUCGACGGACACCUAUUAUAUGUGGCCCCUGACUUGAUGAUAGUAGCAAGGUGGGAGCUCCAGCAGAAACUGGAUUGAUGUAGACCAUUAAUCUUAGACAGUACCUCAUUCUAGGUAAAUGAAUGAGUGAAUCUUCUAUAUGUGGCCACUCGAUAGUAAGGAAGAGAGAGAAAAAAAAAUGCAGCAAGGUCUACUAGAUCCGCGUGCUGUCCGCACGCCGGACGCCAGUGCUCCACCAGAGUCUCCUGCACAGGUGACUAUGUCCGUCACUACCACCUCCAUGGUCAUGCCGACUGGAGUGGUGAUGCAGCCUGGUGGCCAGACGAAUAUGAUGCAACCUUUAUGCCGAGACACACAGGGGAGUCUACAGGGUUUAGGGUUACAGGGGAGUCUUCAGAUGCAGGAGGCAUCAUUUCAGCAGCUUCCUACUUUGGUUACUUAAAAAGACAUGAUAGAUAUCAAUACUUAGAAGGUCGCUAUUCUCUAGUUGAAGUAGUAGAACUUGGUUAUCGCUGCAUGUGCGACCUCCUAGAUGUUGUAGGGUCGCGGCGGCCUUUUGAGUCUUUCAUUCGAACCGGACGCGUCGCAGGUGGUAAUGGUUCCACCAGGAACGAUGAUGCCAGGGCCAUCGCAGCAACCGGAAAUGAUGCCAUCGCAGCAACCAGGAAUGGCCCCGAUGGUGAUGCCUCAAGUUCCUGUGCCACAAAUGAUCGCUCCUGCAGUGCCGCGGCCAUAUGCUUAAGACUGUAUAGUCAUCAGAAUUUCGCUUCGUUAUUACGAUGGAUGGGAUCAGAUCGCGCUUGGCGUUGGCGCAGUUCUUGCUGUCUUGCUAAAGGAGCAACGAGGAACGCAGGUGUUUCUUUUUCAUGCAUCGAUCUAAUCUCACAUUCCUGGCAACGGUUAUCAGUUGCUCUCUUCGUUGCAGAGAAUCGUCAUCAAGGAAAAGGUGCGCUUGUCCCAGUUACUUCUCGGUUGGGAUCGCCCAAAUGUCUACCGCAUCGUUUAAGGCUUCCACGAGUUCAUCUUUCUAUUUCUUAAGAAGCGUGUUGGAGAACGAAAAGGCUGUCGUGUCAAGGAAAAACGCCAGUGAUUUAUUUAUGCAGCAUGCUUCUCAAGAAAAAGGUGGAUUUAGGUAUCAUUUCUAAAGUCUCGACGCGAAUCCGUUUUCGUCUGCGCCACACCUUGCCGACGGGCCGACCUUGAUGUUCGCACGAGAGCGAUCCGACUGCUGUUCAAGGCAGUGCUGUCCUAGUGGUGUUCGUGGCUGGGAAAUGGAAUUAACGCUAGCCAAUUCUGGCGGCGGCCGCUACGACGAUGCUGCGGGCGAGACGCCCUAUUUUAAGGGUUUCCGAGUCACAUCCUGCACUGCCAUCCUUGGGUUUUUCUCUAGCAGAAAAGAAGCCCCAGGGAUGUGCUGAGGAAUGCAAUUCCGUAAAGCAUCUAAGUUUUUGUACUUCAAAAAGCCCCUCGCGUGUGCCUGCUGUUGCCUUUGCAGACCCGAAUUGGAAAUGUUCGACAUGGAAACACGACAGCUAGCUGGAGUAAUCACAAACCCAUUCUCCUGCUGUGGCAUGCGGUACAUCAUCCACGAUAACAUGCGGAACCCGGUUUUUUAAGGAGAAGAAGACGAGUGUUGUUCAAUAAAUUGAUCCCAGAAGACCAUGAUCUACUUCUAAUUCCCAGAGGUCCGAGGUAGCGUGUGUCAGUGCGGCAUGUGCUGUAGAUGUCCCUGCGAUCCUUGCAAGACUGUCACCUUUGACAUUGUAGACUUCAACACAAAGGAAAAGGUAGGCGCCAUAAUGCGGCAGUGGGGUGGCUUUAUGCGAGAUUGCUUUGCAGGAGGAGACGCAGGCGUCUUUGAUUAAGAAUGGUGGACGACUAAGUAACAAUUUUUGUCCAAUCAUAAUAUUCCAUGAACGAUGAUAACAGGGACAACAGCAUGCAUGGUCCAAUCAAAUCAUAGUGUCUAUUAGACAAGUUGUAACUAUAAUACGGCUCAGUGAUCGAUACAGUUUCAAUGCGUCUUUGAUGAUCAAGAAUCGACGAUAUGAGUUAGAUUUCUAUCGAAGAAACAUCGAUCAUAGGCAUCGUAGUACUCAAGCAGGUCAGUGUCUUCAUGCAGCUAGUACCGAACAACAGUCCCCUUCUAGUCCCCUUCUAGAAGUGUGACCAUAGAAAUACAGUUAUGGUGCAGAACUAUGGAAGUCCCCGCGGUCCUGUCUAAUGUAAAGUGGAAUUCGGACGGAUUGCACAUCCGCAAUUCAAGGGUUUACUGAUAGCCUGCGCGCUGUUUUUGAGUGAGGAAUAUUUCACCCGGGGAGGCGAGGAACAGCGGGAUGCCAGUGUACUAGGAGGUCUUGCUGGGCUCUUAUCUUAAGUGUAGUCAUGAAUAUAAAGGUAAAACUAGGAUCGUAUAAACUGUUAAGUAAACGUUAAUUGUCAACCACCAUCUUACUGUUUUGAAGCAUGUUGAACUUUUUAUAAUACCGCUGAGCUCUUAGAACGGCCAUAUCUUGGGUGCUAUUUAAAUGAAUUCUCCUCAUAGAAGAUUUGAAUUUUUGUCGUGGGCAUGUAUAAAUCCGCGAACCUGGUGGCGCGAUAGCGAGAUAGGGCUUCCGAGAAACCAUCACCUGUCUGAUGUACUUCUGAGUAUGAUCAUGCUGUUCUUAGAUCCCUCUACGAAAAA
Messenger RNA from Amoebophrya sp. A25, 2686 nucleotides. NCBI's taxonomy places the organism in Eukaryota, Dinophyceae, Syndiniales, Amoebophryaceae. The record is from the annotation of a GenBank genome assembly.